UGGGAUUGAACCCAGAGACAAACAGAAAACAAACAGCCAUUUUUUCAAAGCGAAGAAUGUUUUGAAUCAGGAAAAGGUGUUGUAAAAUAUCAACUCCUAGACGCUCAAUCGUACCAUAGAUAUUAAUUAAAGGGUGCGAAGUACCUAUCCUAUUUGAGUUUACGUUAUGGAGGUUUAGUUUGAUGAGUAUCUUUUAUUUUUCUGAACCUCAUCUUCUGUAUUUUACCACUGAUCCUGGUCAAGAAGACAAGAACAAACCAUGUUACAGUCGGAUCAAAUCCCUAUGGCUUCUACAACUGGCCCUUCACCACUCCAUGGUUCCUUUAGAGAGAGACAGAGACGAAGGAAGAAGCGAAUAUCUCGGGAUUUAGACGACCAUAACGAGAGUUUAGAGUCCCCGAGCUCAAUUCCUGAAAGGAUACCGCUUCAUGAAAUGGCGGACGGGGAGAAAGCUAAUGCUUCUGCUGAAGGAAGCUCAAGUCURACCCAUGGAGGGCAUGAAAGAACUUCAAGGAGUCGAGAAAGAAGUAGAAGACCUCGUAGGAAAUCAAGAACUGAGAAUGGAGAUUUACAUGACAGGAAUGAGUUGCAGAUGCACACCCUUGAUAUUCCUGAUAAAAGACGGCAUAAAAGACCUCCAAUGGCUUCCUCAAGACAUGCCCCCAGGUCAGCAAGUGCAGAGGUACUGAACAGAAUGGAAGAUGACAUUGAUGGUGAGAAUCUUAGCCCAACAAGAGGAAGAAAUAGAAGACGACGAGGGCAUGGAUCAAAAGACAUUAUUGAAAAUGAUGAUAUGGAUGAAUAUGGGAUAGAUGGAGGUGUACCUGGAGAAAAUCCAAAAAGACCAAGACCACGCAAACACAAAACUAAAAAACCUUCAAGACAACAAAAUGCCACUUCUGGGGAGGAGGAAAACUAUAAUGCCGAUAUGGACGGAGAAGUAUCCAUGGUUGAUACAUUCAAGGUCGACAAAGAAGACAUAGUAGCAGGAGAACCAGCMCCACCCUCCAAUCCAAGCUUAUCCCAGACAUUACCCAGUCAACCUCUAGAUGUGGUCUUCAUUCAGACAAGAGAUGGACAUGGCUUUAAAAGUGAAAGAAAGACAAGAAUCAACCAGCUUGAAGAGGAAAGAAGAACUGCCUCUCCAAUGGAGAUUGAAAGAGAGAAAACUACUGCAGAAUUUGCUGUGUCUGUACACAGGGCAUUCAGGUCAUUUUCUUUGUUUUGCCAUGGAUUGCUAGCAGGUUUUGCCCUUUGCCAGUGUAUAUUUGUAUAUUCAUUGAGUGAUCAUGUGGGUGGUGACAAGAUUUUUUUAGAGUACUACUGCAAAAUGGCGCAACCUAUUCAGUCCAUAUACUACAUGCUCUUUGCUCUUUGCACUGUUUCUGUUUUUGACAGAUAUGACAUGGCAAACCCAAGGUCAGGGUUUUUCCAAGGUCUACUUAACCGACCUUCAAGAAUACUCUCCAUCAGUGCUUAUUUAUUCGCAUUGGUGUUUUCCAUUAGCGUUGCUAAUAUUGAUGACAGAAUUAGUUUGUACAAAAGCCCUCAAAACUUAUGGGAGAGUGAAGAGACGACGUCGUUACUAGAAACGUGGAGGAUCAUAAACCUGAUGCGCGUGUUAGGGGCAAUAAUGGGGUGGAUUUUAGUUGCGCUUCAGCCAACAAAAGAUUACACUGCACAAAACCUAUACGAAGGGAAUCAACUUGGGGACGAUGUCUCAAGAAAUACAAGACCUGGUGAUUUCUACCAAGCACCUUGAUUGGCCUUCCUAUGCCGGCCAUACUUUAGCAGAAACGGACAAAGGUUUACGCCAAUGUCAUGUUUUCCGUCUCCCUCCGCAAAGUUUAACAAGCUUAAGUCCAAUUCGAUCUGUGAGUUAGCCAUGCCCUGACUUAGAUCAGCCCUGAGGUUGUUUCAGGGUUUGAUCUAUGAGUUGACCUUGCCCUUACUUAGAUCAGCCCAGAGGUUGUUUCAGGGUUCCAUCUGUGAGUUAGUCCUGCCCUGACUUAGAUCGGCUCAGAUCACUUGCAGGUAUCUAUAAAAAAUAAGUCGAAGGAUUUUAUGAUGUUACCAAAUAAUGAUAAUGAUAAUAUGUUUUUUACCAUUUAGUGGAUGUAUUUAUGGUUAUAUAUCGACUAAGUAUGUACGCGACAAGAGAGAAAGUAGACAUUAUGGAAAUACAAGUUCGGUUUUUUCUCAUCACUGGCAGGUUAUUCGUAACAUACAUGCAUGUGACAUGACGGAAGGACGAUAUGUUGCUUCUCGUCAUGCGGGAAAAUCCUAGAUGAUGCCCCUUAGUUUAACUGUAGUUUAGCGGAAAUUUUAAAUCUCGUGUCAACGAGGAGUAAGCGUUUCCUUUCAAUGUUAUUGAGUAGAAUGAAUUUCUGUAAAACCAAGACAGUGUAAAUAAAGCAUAUUUAGUAUAUUUUGA
Molecule: messenger RNA, 2434 nt
Organism: Actinia tenebrosa (Australian red waratah sea anemone)
Lineage: Eukaryota; Metazoa; Cnidaria; Anthozoa; Actiniaria; Actiniidae
Biological process (GO): cilium assembly
Cellular component (GO): ciliary transition zone
Source: RefSeq, a predicted model, not a curated record